Molecule: messenger RNA, 811 nt
Organism: Diabrotica virgifera virgifera (western corn rootworm)
Lineage: Eukaryota; Metazoa; Arthropoda; Insecta; Coleoptera; Chrysomelidae
Product: craniofacial development protein 2-like
Exons: 2
Coding region: 504-776 (90 amino acids)
Source: RefSeq, a predicted model, not a curated record
AUGGCGCUAUAUUAAAAAAAAACGAUUAAUGGAAAUGGAAAAUUAAAUUAAAAAAUGGCAAGCGCCCGCUAAAAUGGAAAAUUUUACUUAACUUUUUUUGGUUUUAGGACCUAAUAAUCACAACCCAAUAGGUCCCCAAAGCGCUCGAGUGACUGCACAUUUAGCAUACUUUGCUCCCCUACCAUAAACAACGAUUGGACAUCGAAAGAAAAAGAAAUACAAAAGGAAAUAACUAAAAUAGCAAAGGACGAAAGAAGCAAAGGUAAGCAAACGAAAAUCGGCUACAAGAAAUUAAUAGUGAAUGGCAAAAUCUAGAUAUGGGACGAAGAGAGAGAACAGCUGAUAGAAAAUUCAAAAAACUAAUAAACGAAGAACAGCGGCUGAAAUAUGAUAUUGACAUGGCAAAAAAAGACUCGGAAAUGCAAACGGUUAACGAAAACAAAAUAACGCACACAAAAUAAAGAAAGAAUUUCAAUAAGAAGAAAAGAACAAAACCCAUUAGAAUGGGCUCUUGGAAUAUUAGAACCAUGCUGGCAUCAGGUAAGAUGCAAGAAAUAGCUCUUGAAAUGAAAAAAUACCAACUAGAAAUCCUAGCCGUACAGGAAAUACGAUGGAAGAAAGAAGGAAAAAUUGAGAAGAAAAACUUUAGCAUGUAUUAUUCGGGAGAAAACAAACAGGGAACGAAUGGUACGGCAUUUAUGGUGAACAAAAAAAUGAGGGAAAAACUGAUACAAUUCAAAGCAGUUAAUGAAAGGAUAUCUUACAUAAGAAAAUAAACAAGCCCACAUCUCGAUAGUCAAUUGCUAUGCAC